Macrobrachium nipponense is the source of this 693-nucleotide messenger RNA. Its product is annotated as neurofilament heavy polypeptide-like. The record is from RefSeq and is a predicted model, not a curated record. The coding region runs from base 1 to 693 and encodes 230 amino acids. Lineage: Eukaryota; Metazoa; Arthropoda; Malacostraca; Decapoda; Palaemonidae. The transcript has a single exon.
AUGGAGAUAAGUAGGAAGGAAGAUGCAGAUAUUAAGACACCUGUCAAUGAGGUCUUGAGGGAGAUAAGUAGGAAGGAAGAUGCAGAUAUUAAGACACCUGUCAAUGAGGUCUCGAUGGAGAUAGGUAGGAAGGAAAAGGCAGAUAUUAAGACACCUGUCAAUGAGGCCUCGAUGGAGAUAAGAAGGAAGAAAAAUGCAGAUAUUAAGACACCUGUCAAUGAUGCCUCGAUGGAGAUAAGUAGGAAGGAAGAUGCAGAUAUUAAUACACCUGUCAAUGAGGCCUCGAUGGAGAUAAGUAGGAAGGAAGAUGCAGAUAUUAAGACACCUGUCAAUGAGGUCUCGAUGGAGAUAAGUAGGAAGGAAGAUACAGAUAUUAAGACACAUGUCAAUGAGGUCUCGAUGGAGAUAAGUAGGAAGGAAGAUGCAGAUAUUAAGACACCUGUCAAUGAGACCUCGAUGGAGAUAAGUAGGAAGGAAUAUGCAGAUAUUAAGACACCUGUCAAUGAAGCCUCGAUGGAGAUAAGUAGGAAGGAAGAUGCAGAUAUUAAGACACCUGUUGAUGAGGUCUUGAGGGAGAUAAGUAGGAAGGAAGAUGCAGAUAUUAAGACACCUGUCAAUGAGGCCUCGAUGGAGAUAAGUAGGAAGGAAGAUGCAGAUAUUAAGACACCUGUCAAUGAGGUCCUGAGGAGAUAA